AUGUCACUGGUACCUAAAGCAGCUAGGCUAUCUGCCUUAAGAGCUGAAUUGAAAAUCUUAAAUGAAGCACUUUUGCCAUCAGAGAUUGACAUUCCUUGUUUAUUUCCAGUUACGAGCAGCAAGAAUAAAAAAUAUCAUAGAAUUUUGAAAUUAAAUAUUACAGAAGCCUGUGUGUUAAAUUCAGCAGAAAGAGUUCCAUACUUGUUGCUCAUUGAAUUUUUAAAUGAUGAAUUAGAUUUCAAUCCAUUUUCUGAAUAUAACCAAAGGAUUAUAAAUGAUUCAAGUUUCAGCUUUAAAUAUGUUCAAAAUGAGUACGAAAAGAACAGUACUUUAACUGGAGAAAAAGAUUUUAGUAGUAAGCAAGACACGAGUAAUAUUAUUCAUGAUGAAACCGAUUUGGGUGAGUUAUCUUUGAUUAGAAAUAAAAAUUUAAUACAUUCAAAUAUUGAAACAAAAUUUUCAAGACUUGCUUCAGACGAAUCUCAUAUUUCAAAGAACAUAUCUCCAAUUGCAAACAAAGAGAAUUCUCUGGUUCUUGCUGAUCAAAUGAGAAUUGCUUCAGUCAUGCUCCAACAACUUGAAAAUUCAGGGCAGUCAAAUACUCCUCAAUUUAUUGCAAUAAAGAAUAGAAUAAUUGAAUCAAUGAUAUCUUUGCAAGAUCAAUUUGAAACUAUGGAUUAUGAAACCUUGAAAGAGUUUAAAACUGAUGAACAAGAUGCAGGCCAACGUAAGUUGGAGAAUGAUUUCAAAAUUAGUGAGGAUUGGAUAGCCAAAAAACAAAGGAUAAGAAGUUCCAGUGCUUUUGGUCAUUUGGAAAAUUGGGAUCUUUGCUCCGUCAUUGUGAAGAAUGGAGAUGAUUUGCCUCAAGAAGCCUUUGCAUGUCAGCUUAUUUCGAUAAUAUCAAAUAUUUGGAAAAAACAAAAUGUUACUUUUUGGACUAAAAGGAUGAAAAUUUUGAUCACAAGUGCAAAUGCUGGUUUAGUUGAGACUAUUACUAAUGCCAUGUCUAUUCACUCCAUUAAAAAAUCUUUGACAGAAAUUUCAAUUGUACGAGGAGAAAAUUCAAAGGGAAGAAUUUUUACAAUUCAAGAUUAUUUCGAUAAACUAUUUGGUGCUCCUGGUUCUAGUAAAUAUUCCAAGGCCCAAGAGAAUUUUGCCAUCAGUUUAGCUUCAUAUUCAAUUAUUUGUUAUGUUUUGCAAAUCAAGGAUAGACAUAAUGGUAAUAUAAUGUUGGAUCAUGAUGGUCAUAUAAUACACAUAGACUUUGGAUUCUUGCUUUCCAACUCACCUGGGAGUGUCGGAUUUGAAGCUGCUCCAUUUAAAUUGACUACUGAAUAUAUUGAUGUUUUGGGCGGUUUGGGUUCUAAAUUUUAUCAAACCUUUGUCAGUGUUUGCAAGGAUUGUUUCAAAGCAUUGAGAAGAGAGUGGCAACAAUUAGUUAACAUUGUGGAGCUCAUGCAGAAAGACUCUAAUCUUCCAUGUUUCAAUAAUGGUGAGAAUACAAGUGUUUUGUUACAACAAAGAAUGCAACUCGAAUUGUCUGAAGAGGAUUUAGAUUCUUUUGUGGAAAAUUACUUAAUAGGAAAAAGUAUUGGUAGUAUGUAUACAAGGUUAUAUGAUCAAUUUCAAAUGAUCACUCAGGGGAUUUAUAAUUAA
Molecule: messenger RNA, 1656 nt
Organism: Insectozyma verbasci
Lineage: Eukaryota; Fungi; Ascomycota; Pichiomycetes; Serinales; Debaryomycetaceae
Source: the annotation of a GenBank genome assembly